This is a messenger RNA of Morus notabilis, 1649 nucleotides long. RefSeq names its product 50S ribosomal protein L1. The coding region runs from base 93 to 1373 and encodes 426 amino acids. Gene Ontology annotation, biological process: translation. Gene Ontology annotation, molecular function: structural constituent of ribosome; RNA binding. Gene Ontology annotation, cellular component: large ribosomal subunit. NCBI's taxonomy places the organism in Eukaryota, Viridiplantae, Streptophyta, Magnoliopsida, Rosales, Moraceae. The transcript has 10 exons. The record is from RefSeq and is a predicted model, not a curated record.
CUUUGUCGAAAGCCUCGCGUGGCCUUAAACCUCAUAAACCCCCUCAUCACUCACUGGCCGACUCUUUCACCAAACGCAUUUCCCUGGUUUCCAUGGCAGCCCUCAGGCUCAGGCUUCUCUCAGAGGCUCGCCGCCAUUGCCUCUCUGCACCUCCCUUUCAUCUCCGCCCUCCUCUAUCUCUCUCUUUCCACAGACUCCUCUCCUCCGAAUCAGACCCCAAUUCUUCCCCUGCAAAAGAUUCAUUUCCGAGAAGAUCUGCCGGCUCCGUUCCAAUACAACCGGUCUCCUACGUCGUCAAACCCAAAGAACACUCCCCGCCGCCCUCCGAGGAGUCUCCGCCACCGCCUCCCGAGGCUGCCCAACGGCUUCGCGGGCCGCGCGACUCGGCGGGCGAGGAAGUCCGGUCCACCUGGACCCGCGAGGACGUCCGGUUCGUCAAGGACGCGCCGUCAAUCGCUCCAGUCUCUUACCCGACGCGCGUCGCGCCGCUGCCGGAGGACAGGGGCUCUCCGGCCUCAGACGCCACCGCAAGCGAGAGUGAGGAGAAGCGGCGGAUCGAGAGGGCUACUCUGCCGAGGAGGAGACCCUCAUUUUCUAGGGCUGCGCUGGAGACGGCGGGGGAGGAGAAACUGGUGGUUCCCUUCCCGACGCUGAUUAAGGUCGAGAAGAAUGAGAGGAAGCCUAUUCUUGAUUUGAUGGAGGCAAUUCGGCAAGUCAAGGCUAGUGCCAAGUGCAAUUUUGAUGAAACAGUUGAAGCACAUGUAAAAUUGGGUGUUGAUGCGAAGCGAGUGGGAAAGGGAGUUCGUGGUAGCAUGGCUCUACCUCAUGGAAGCGGGAAGGUUGUGAGGGUUGCAGUUUUUGCUGAAGGGAAACAUGCAGAUGAAGCUAGAGCAGCAGGAGCUGAUAUUGUUGGUGGAGUUGAACUUAUGGAAGAAAUUGCUAGCAGUAACAAGCUCAAUGUUGACAAGUGUUUUGCAACAACUGAAAUGAUCCUGCGUAUGGGAAAGAUUUCGAGGAUUCUCAGAGAGCGUGGUCUUUGGCCUGACCGUAAACUAGGUACUGUGACAAAUGAUAUUUCGGAGGCACUGAACAAAGUAAAACAAGGUCACAUUGAAUUUAGAAUGGACAAAACAUCAAUCGUCCAUGUGGGAGUUGGGAAGGUGAGCUAUUCAGAGGAGUAUAUUCGUGAGAAUAUUGGUGCAUUCGUGAAUGCUCUUUUGCAAGCAAAGCCCGUUGGCUUAAAAAAGACAUCUAAAUAUGCGGGGUAUAUCAACUCCUUCCAUGUAUGUAGCACGAUGGGCCCCGGAUUCCCUGUUUCAGUACAAUCAAUAUCCAAAGCUGCAGAUCACUACAACAAAGUGUACCUUAAAUGAUGCAUCUGUUUCCCUUUGGAGCUGACAAUUCCAGCAUAGAUUAGCCUUCGGUUGGGUUUUCUUUAAUUAUUAUUAUUUUUGUAUUUGUGAUUGUUUUUGCCCUUGUAGGAAUUAUAUAAAGGGCACUUUUUAAAGAGACCUUUAACAACUAAAAGAAAGGUGCCUCCCUGGAGCAAGGUGUUUUCUUUGUUUCUGCCUCCCACCCCCUUGGAGUCUAUACAUUACAAGCAAUAACAAUUAUGGUUUGGCCUUGGACUACAAUUUGAAAACACCAAA